UCCCAACAGUUCCAACACUGAAACGAUCAGCUUUUCAAUCAGAACUCAACAGAAAAAGUGCUUAUCAUUCACAAAGUUCAAGUACACGUUCCUCUCAUAUAUCGAUAAUUUAACCUUCAGGUUUCGUCCCCGGAAAGUAUAUUCAAAUAAAUUUCAAUGUCUGAACCUCAAUCAAAGAAGAGCAGGAUUGCCUCAUCCGACAGUACCAAUACCACAAAGAUGAGCUCCUUGGAACAGCUUAAGGCCGUUACUACAGUUGUCGCAGACACCGGUGAUUUUGAGGCCAUGAAAAUAUUCAAACCCACAGAUGCCACCACAAAUCCCUCUCUGAUAUUGGCGGCAGCCAAUUUACCGCAAUACAAGUCUCUGAUUGAAAAAGCUGCACACUUUGCCAACAAAACUGGAGGAACUUUGGAUGAGAAACUUGAAAACACAAUGGACAUGCUGUGUGUUCUAUUUGGAAUCGAAAUUCUGAAAAUUGUUCCAGGGAGGGUGUCAACUGAAGUAGACGCACGGUUAUCCUUUGAUACAGAAGCCAGUAUCGCAAAAGCACUAAAAAUUAUUGAACUGUACAAAAGUGAGGGAAUUUCCAAGGAGAGGGUCUUGAUAAAACUGGCUUCAACAUGGGAAGGUAUACAAGCAGCAAGGGUUCUCGAGAAAGACCACGGCGUCCAUUGCAACUUGACGCUUCUGUUCAACUUCGCGCAGGCCGUCGCAUGCGCAGAAGCUGGCGUCACGCUGAUAUCGCCUUUCGUGGGCCGCAUCCUCGAUUGGUACGUGGCCAACACCGGUACGGCUUCUUACGAGCCGGAAGCCGACCCUGGGGUCAUUUCCGUCACUAAGAUCUACAAUUACUAUAAGAAAUUCGGUUAUAAGACCGUCGUUAUGGGAGCUUCUUUUCGUAACAUUGGUGAAGUGAAAGCUCUGGCCGGCUGCGACCUCUUGACGAUCAGCCCCAAGCUGCUCGGCGAAUUGGAGAGCAGCAACGACCCCGUUCCGAAGAAACUGAGCAAGGAGUCGGCAAACAAACUGAAUUUGGAGAAGGUCGAGCUCACGGAAGCCACUUUCAGAUGGAUGCUGAACGAGGACCAGAUGGCGACGGAUAAGCUGUCGGAGGGAAUCAGGAAGUUUGCUGCCGAUUGCGUCAAACUGGAAGAGACCCUGAAGCCAGCGAUUCUGAAGUGUUUGUCCACUAGAUAAACGGUGAUAUUGAUUCAUGAAAUGGGAAGGGUAUAUUUUGGGAGAGAGGUUAAAUUUUUAUGAUCAGACAUUUUAUAUUUACUAACCACUAAUCAAUAAAAGAGUUUAUCUAUUUG
This is a messenger RNA of Phaedon cochleariae (mustard beetle), 1316 nucleotides long. Lineage: Eukaryota; Metazoa; Arthropoda; Insecta; Coleoptera; Chrysomelidae. The record is from the annotation of a GenBank genome assembly.